Dunckerocampus dactyliophorus (ringed pipefish) is the source of this 2856-nucleotide messenger RNA. Its product is annotated as transcription factor 7-like 1-A. The transcript is spliced from 8 exons. The coding region runs from base 118 to 1074 and encodes 318 amino acids. The record is from RefSeq and is a predicted model, not a curated record. Gene Ontology annotation, cellular component: beta-catenin-TCF complex. Gene Ontology annotation, biological process: regulation of transcription by RNA polymerase II; canonical Wnt signaling pathway. Gene Ontology annotation, molecular function: RNA polymerase II cis-regulatory region sequence-specific DNA binding; DNA-binding transcription factor activity, RNA polymerase II-specific. NCBI's taxonomy places the organism in Eukaryota, Metazoa, Chordata, Actinopteri, Syngnathiformes, Syngnathidae.
CCAAAGACGAAUAAGAAAUAAGUUAUUUUUCGAACUUCAUAGUGUGAACGUUAUUUUUAUGAUUCGUCGCAACAAUCACUCGCGACAAGAUAAAACUUUGACCAACUAAACAUUACGAUGGAGAACGUGAGUGAACCUGACUGGGAUUCCAUUUUAGAGCUAAUUGAUGAGGAGUUGGGCACAAUAAGCACUUUCAAAAGUGCUCCUUAUCCUCAGUGUGAUCAUGCAGGCCUCCAUGAGCAUUAUCAGCAGCAUCUGUGGCAGGAACCUCCACACAUUCAGAGAAUGGAGUCCAUCGGUCACUUUCCUGCUCCUCUGCAAACAGUCUGUUGUGCCCCUCUGGUGAUCCAGCCAGAGGUCAUCAGCCAAAAUCCUGUUGGGGUCAUGAACAGUCAGCUGCGUUAUGAUUAUGGACCUUGCAUGUUCUCCUCCCCACUUGCUCCAGACUCAUCAAAGAGAAAGAGGAAGCCAGUGACCCACGGGGAUGGCAGACCCUAUAUUAAAAAGCCACCCAACGCUUUCAUGUUAUUCAUGAAAGAACAGAGGCCUAUUGUGAAGGCCAACUUUAUUAAUAAAGACAGCGCAACAAUUAACAAAGUCCUGGGCCAAAUGUGGAAGUCGCUGACACAAACGGAGCAGGAGAAAUACUUCCGGGAAGCUGAGUCACUCAACCAGAUACAUGCGAGCAAGUACCCACAAUGGUCCUGCAGAGAUAACUAUGGCAAAAAGAAGAAGCGGAAGUGGGGCAACAGAGCAACAUCUGCAUUAGAGCCCCCAUGCCAGGCCCAGACCAGGUGUGUGACGAUGGUUCAGACGGUUUGGCUGCAGUCUGUCAGCGAUGUCUGCGUCAUGCAAGAGGCCUCGCAGGUCAACCUCGCCUUCUCCGCGCUGAGUCCGUCGGAGGCUGGUGCGCAAAUGGCGACACCGGCGGAAGCCUUCCCCUCAGCACCGCCAAUGCAAACACUUAAAAGAGACAGCACACAGUUGCUCAGUUUUGAAGGUGAGCUCAUGAUGAUGGAGCACCUGGGUGCACUGCCCCCCUCUUCAUGGCCUGCCCUGCCCUUUGGCCUUUAGAGUCAGACAUUGAGACUUUUACAUCGAGACUUUUUUUAAACAUGUUGUCUUUUUUAAAAAACUGCAUGAAAUUAACUUUACCAGCAAUACAUUUGUAAUUUUCUCAUGACCCUAAUGAAGAGAAGGGGUAUAGAAAGGGGAUGGAUGGAUUUCUAUUUUAUUAUCAGUGUUAUUGAUUGUGGAAAAAUUUGAAAUUAUCCAUCCGUUUUCUAUUUCUUAUCCUCACUCGGUCUCCAAUUAACCUAACAUGCAUGUUUUUGGAAUGUGGACGUAAGCCGGAGUACCCACAAACAUGCAACUUGCAAAUUCCACACAGAUGACCAAUGGAGGUUCGAAACCCCGAUCUUCCAGAUCUCCUGAGAUCUCCUGACUGUGUGGCAACAUGCUAACCACUAUUGUAAACAGUAUUAAUGAUUGUGAUAUAAUACUCAAAACAGUGAGUAAGUAAAAAACGUGUAUACUACUCACAAAAAGUUAGGGAUAUUUCGGAUACAUUUCAGGAUGAACCUAAAAUAACCUUUAGAGGUGAACUUAAUUUGAGCUUCUGUAAUUUGUAAUGCACAUGUCCAACGUGAUCAAUACUUAACGCAAAACUUGCUGUUCUAUAACAUAGUUGCGCAUAUCCCGAACGUUUUAUGAGUAGAAUAUGUUAUAUAUGUAUAUUAUAGACAAAUAUUUUGAUGUAACAGUGGUAUUAAUGAUUGUUAAUGAUUGAAAGUGGAACAAGUAGUAAUAUUCUGUAAAUUCCGAUAUAUAAGCCGCACCCACUAAAUUUUGAGGAAAAAUCAGAUUUGUACAUACAUAUGUAAGUGUGUAUAAGGCGCACAUGGCCAUACAGUAAAAUGGUACAUUGUGGCGCACAUGAGUUUCCUGAGGACCAGGACAAGAGCCAACUGUGAGCUAUGAUAAAACAAGCUUGUCAACCCAUUGCAAAUUGCAGGAGGUCAUUACUAAAUCUAACAGUCUGAUUCACGGUGUCAUCUUACAAAGAACACUAAACUCAUCACACAGCAACUUAACACUCAAAAGGUAUACCUCAGAAAUAUUCAAACAUGUACCAAUAUGAGUUUAAAAUAAAAAAAAGCAUUUUAAAGUUUACCCAUAAUGUAUUUGGUUUGAACAACGCAUUUCAGUGAAGGACAAGCAGCAUAGAAAAUGGUGGAUGGCGCUGCAAUGCUGCCUCUGCCCACCAGAGGCAGCCAGAGGACCCAGAGAGAGGCUGACAUCAUUGCGGCUCCCCAAUGCGUUACUCAGAUGCAAUGUAUAAUGGGAAAACUAAACUCAUACUGGUACAUGUUUGUAUAUUUCUGAGGUUUAACUUUUGAGUGUUAAGUUGCUGUGUGAUGAGUUUAGUGUUAGUAAAGUGUUCUUAGUACGAUGUCACCACGAGGCAGACUGUUAUGUUAUGCUGUUGUAAAUAAUGACCUCCUGCGAUUUCCAGUGGGUUGAAAAGCUCAUUGUGAGUGCACUGAUAGCUCGUGAUUGGCUCCCGCCAAAGAAAGCGUUUCCUCACUGACUCGUGAGUGGCACAGUGUUUAAACAAUUAGUAGUAGUUCUGUAGUAGAGGAAAUGUCACGAGGUUACAAUUUAGCCAUAAAUUAGCUGCACCACUGUAUAAGUUGCAGUGUUCAAAGAUCAAUAAAAAGGAGCGGGUUAUACACCGGAAUUUAUGGUAUUCUUUUUAAGAGUUGGGGCACUUUAGAGUCAGGUCAGACAAUCCUUUAAUAUUUUUUAUUACAUUUUUAUCAGAUGUGUGUGUUCUUUAUGCUGUGUGUGGUCAAA